GUUGUCCGUGACGUCCAGUAGGCUGGGUUUGGUUGCAGUACACUGCGAGGCGAGGGCUGGUCAGGCGGGCGCCCGUGAGCCCGCGGACUGCGCGGUGCCGGUGUGCGGAAAGAACUUGCUUCCAGCCGGAAGCGUUUGAAACAAGUUGAGCGGAAGCGGCGCUGUAGGCGCACUGAAGGUUCGGUGUCACACUGCUGUGUGAGAUGCAGACUAGUAAUGAGGAAAUGCUGGAAGGUCCAUCUUCUUGUGUUCCAACAUAACCUGAUGUAAUGUUGGUGACAAUGCAAGUAGUGUAUUCAGCACUUCGAAAUGAGGAGAGACGUAUGGUCUGUGCCACAGUUCGCCACUGCUGUAGCUUCAAAAACUGCCUGUCUACUAAAGCUGAUCGACAAACAACAAGCAGAUACUACUUAAGGAUUUUACCAACUCCCUUACUUGGAUCACACAAGCCAGUAGUGUUAUUUGGUCAUCUUCAUCUGAGGAACUACAGGACCACAGCUGUACAGCCGUACAGCCUUACCCCUCCUCAGGUUAACAGCAUCUUGAAGGCAAAUGAAUUCAGUUUUAAAGUACCCGAAUUUGAUGGGAAGAAUGUUAGUUCUGUUCUCGGGUUUGACACUAACCAGUUACCAUCCAAUUCUCCAGUUGAAGAUCGAAGAUGCGCUGCUACUUGUUUGCAGACUCGAGGAAUGCUGUUGGGUGUUGUUGAUGGGCAUGCAGGCUGUGCUUGUGCACAGGGAGUCAGCGAGCGACUCUUUUACUAUAUUGCUGUUUCUUUGUUAAAUCGUGAGACCUUGUUGGAAAUAGAGAAUGCAGUGGAUAAUGGCCGCGUUGUACUGCCACUUUUACAGUGGUACAAACAUCCUAAUGAUUACUUCAGUAAAGAGGCUUCAAAAAUGUACUUUGAAAGCUUAAGAACCUAUUGGCAAGAGUUAAUUGAUCUCCACACAGAGGAGACACCUGAUACCGUGGAAGCACUGAUAAAUUCAUUCAAAAGGCUCGAUAAUGAUAUUUCAUUAGAAGCUCAAGUGCGUAGUGAUAACUCGCAUGUCAAUUAUUGGCAGUUACAAGUGGCUUUUUCUGGUGCCACUGCUUGUGUUGCACAUAUAGAUGGUGUAGAUUUGCAUAUUGCUAAUACUGGUGACAGCAGAGCAGUGCUUGGUGUUCAAGAAGAGGAUGGAACCUGGUCUGCAGUCACACUGUCCAAUGACCAUAAUGCACAGAAUAAAAGUGAGGUUGAAAGAGUUAAAUCUGAACACCCAAAAUCUGAAGCAAAAACUGUUGUUAAACAGGACCGUUUACUUGGUUUGCUAAUGCCGUUUAGAGCUUUUGGCGACGUUAAGUUCAAAUGGAGCAUUGAGCUGCAAAAGCGAGUACUUGAGUCUGGUCCAGAGCGAUUACAUGAAAAUGAAUGUACAAAAUUUAUUCCGCCCAAUUACUACACUCCCCCAUAUCUAACAGCUCAGCCUGAAGUCACUUACCAUAAGCUAAGGCCUCAGGAUAAGUUCCUUGUGUUAGCCACAGAUGGGCUGUGGGAAAUAUUACAUAGACAGGAAGUUGUCAGAAUAGUUGGGGAACAUCUAACUGGUGUCCAUCUUCAGCAGCCUAUUACUGUUGGGGGUUACAAAGUAACAGUUGGUCAGAUGCAUGAAUUGUUAAUGGAGAGAAGAGCUCGUAUUUCAUCCACAUUUGAGGAUCAGAAUUCUGCAACUCAUCUUAUACGGUAUGCAGUUGGUCACAAUGAGUUUGGGGCAAUCGAUCAUGCACGAUUAUCAAAAAUGCUUAGUCUUCCUGAAGAUCUGGCACGCAUGUACAGAGAUGAUAUAACCGUUACAGUAGUGCAGUUUAAUUCUCAUGUUAUAAAUACACAUUACAAGCAUAAUUCAGAAAACUAAAAUUAAUGUUAGGAAGUGUUCAAAUGCGAAAGAUGGUUGAAGAAUUAUAGAAUGAUUGUACUUUUAGUUUUAGGAUUAGGUCAUUAUGACUACUUAGUCUCCAGAACCCAGAUCUGAAUAUUGACAGCUCAAAUUUAAUAAUUUAAAACAAAAGUAAUGGAAGUAAAAUCUAAGUAGGUAUACACUGAUUUGUAAUUUAUUAAACAUUUAGCCGUGUAUGAAGUGGAAAUUCAAUGCAAUGCAAUUCAAGUUAAAGUCAUGUCAGUGGCAAAAUUUCUGUAGAGUGACUGACUGUAAGUAUAUUGCUACCCGCAUAGAAAUUGGUAUGGAGAGUAGAAAUGGAUGAGUUAAAGUUUGUACUUGUUUUAUAUUUCAGAUGCUUUGCUUUGUUGAUUUGAAUUUAAAUAUAAAUACAGGAUGGCGCAAAACAGUCACUUUGAAGUUUUAAACUUUUAGAAAUAAUUGUUGACGCCAUCUUAAGUUGUUUCUUUAAGAAUUCAGUUCAACAGCUUUCAGUAGGUCUAUCAAAGACAACCAUUUUUCUUGCAAGAAAAUAUAUCCACAGAAAUGCUUGUUGGAAGAUUUGUGUGAUUUUAACUUUACAGAUGUAUAUUAGAAAAAAAAAAUUGCCCUUUCUUUUCAAACUCGUAUCCAAAGGUUUAUCCUGAGCUUACGGCUAAGAGAAAAGGGUUUCUGUACUGUAUGUACCGCUUUAUGUUGUGGGAUUUUUGUUUCCUUGGCUUGCACAGGAUAUUUUAGUUAUUAAAUAUUUAGCUGUUGGAAUAUUUAUUUAAAGCUACUGAAAUGUAUUUUAAAAGUUUUUUUUUGUUUUGAGGAAAUAAUGAAGAAGACAAACUAUGCAGCAAAGCUGCAACCCUGUUUGUUUUCAGUAGAUGUAUUCGGUACACAUGUUUGCAUCUUGUUGCAUGAGUUGCUCUGGAUUAAAUCUAAUUAUCUAAAAGA
Molecule: messenger RNA, 2858 nt
Organism: Hypanus sabinus (Atlantic stingray)
Lineage: Eukaryota; Metazoa; Chordata; Chondrichthyes; Myliobatiformes; Dasyatidae
Product: pyruvate dehydrogenase [acetyl-transferring]-phosphatase 1, mitochondrial-like
Exons: 2
Coding region: 270-1895 (541 amino acids)
Biological process (GO): protein dephosphorylation
Molecular function (GO): protein serine/threonine phosphatase activity
Source: RefSeq, a predicted model, not a curated record